Messenger RNA from Hordeum vulgare subsp. vulgare (domesticated barley), 1256 nucleotides. RefSeq names its product myrosinase-binding protein 2-like. The record is from RefSeq and is a predicted model, not a curated record. Bases 48 to 992 code for a protein of 314 amino acids. Gene Ontology annotation, molecular function: carbohydrate binding. The transcript is spliced from 4 exons. Lineage: Eukaryota; Viridiplantae; Streptophyta; Magnoliopsida; Poales; Poaceae.
ACCCCAGCUAGCUUGCUUAGCUUAAGCCCCCCACGCACCCGUUAGCCAUGGCCGCUACAAACCCUUCCUACUACCAGAGUGGUGUUUGUCAAGACAUCAAACAAAAGGAGCAUCUCUUCCACUUAUACAUGAACCAGAUAUUUGAUGGUCCGGGUGUUACCAACGGCAACCAACUCAGUGUUAUCAAUCCUGGUCAACCAUUUGGGUUUGGUCACACCGUUGCAAACGACUGGACUAUACGUGAUGGUCCAGCUGCCAAUGCAAACCUUGUCGCACGUGCUCGUGGCAUGCACAUGGGUGCGGGCAAAGUCGACGAGAACUGGUUAUUCUGUCACAAUAUAUUGUUCACUGAUACCAGGUUUAAGGGGUCCAGCCUUAAGGUCCUUGGAGACUUUGUAGGAAACAAUAGUGAAUGGGCAAUUGUAGGUGGGAGUGGAGAGUUUGCGUAUGCACAAGGUGUUGUGGUCGCCAAAGUAAUCCAAACUGUACCACCUACUCCCGGGCGUACUUGGGAGCUUCGUAUCAGUGCUUUCUGUCUGUGUAUCCCCAAAGUGAUCCCAGUGACGAAGAUGGGACCUUGGGGUGGGGACGGAGGGACAUCGUUUGACAUCACGGAGCUUCCUCGUUCUCUUCAAACUGUUACAAUUAGAUGUGGGGAUGUGAUUAACUCGGUUGCGUUUUCCUAUACUGACCAAGCUGGUCAGAGGAAAACUGUCGGACCAUGGGGUGGCAAUGGUGCACUUACUGCGACGAUCACUCUUGCUCCUUCCGAGUUUAUAAAGCAAGUUCUUGGAACAACCGGUACAGUUGGAGGAGAGACAGUUGUUACAUCACUUACCUUGGUCAGCAGCAUUACAACAUAUGGGCCAUUUGGAAAAGCAAACGGCAGCCCUUUUAGCAGCCAGGUUCCAGAUGGUAACAACAUUGGGGGAUUCUAUGCGCGUGCUGGGGAGUCUGUCAAUGCACUUGGCGUUUACGCGUGCCCAAUUUAGCACAAUGCAUGUGUUUUGUUCUUGAAUAAGCAUCUUCUUGCGUGGUCGAUGCCCCACUUUCGUUUCCAGCAUUGCAACGGUCAAUAAGCAGAUGGAGAAGGCUCUUCCUUGUCACCAUCUUGUGUACUAUUUAUUUUCCUUUUCGUUAUGUGUACCUUUUGCUAUUGUCUACAUGUACAUGCUUGAAAGUAAAACGAUGUGCUUAGAGCUUGAUGACUUGCCUCUUUGUUCUUCAAUAUAUAUAAACCGAGCUUGUUUUGUGUA